Molecule: messenger RNA, 4099 nt
Organism: Alosa sapidissima (American shad)
Lineage: Eukaryota; Metazoa; Chordata; Actinopteri; Clupeiformes; Clupeidae
Gene: slc25a17l
Product: peroxisomal membrane protein PMP34
Exons: 9
Coding region: 306-1247 (313 amino acids)
Cellular component (GO): peroxisomal membrane
Molecular function (GO): coenzyme A transmembrane transporter activity; ATP transmembrane transporter activity; FMN transmembrane transporter activity
Source: RefSeq, a predicted model, not a curated record
AGUAUCAUAUGUGCCAAACUCGUUUUAGGCAAAGCAUCAUCAUUAUUCCACAUUUAAACUCCACUACUGUAGGGGGCAGUCAAUAUGUACAUUGAAGUCAAAUGGUUUAGCUCUAGGUAGAGUAAGACAUUUAGGGAGGAAGGGCUGUUUGCUUACAUGAACCCGAUAGGAAGUCUAUUCAUUAUGGUCUGAUGUCAGCGAAAGUUAUCAAGUAACCUAACGCAAGACAGGAGAGGCCGUUUGACAGCUGUGCGGCACUGUUUGCACGAAUAAGUACAUGUAAAGUCAUCCGUUUGAAAUACAACAUGUCAGACAAUGGCGGUGUAGUUGAUGGCCUUCUGUCUUACGAGACCCUCGUCCAUGCAGUGGCAGGUGCAGUGGGUAGCAUGACUGCAAUGAGCGUGUUCUUUCCCUUGGAUACAGCCAGGAUCAGACUGCAAGUGGAUGAAAAUCGAAAAUCAAAAUCAACACCCUUAAUCCUGGCAGAGAUAGCAAAGGAGGAGGGCGUACUGUCACUGUAUCGUGGAUGGUUUCCUGUCAUCUCUAGCCUUUGCUGCUCCAACUUUGUGUAUUUUUAUACGUUCAACACCCUAAAGAGAGCAUUGGUGAAGGGCAGAUCAAGGCCUGGCAAGGACUUGCUCAUGGGCAUUAUCUCUGGGGCAGUGAAUGUGCUCCUGACCACACCCAUGUGGGUGGUGAACACUCGCCUUAAACUCCAAGGAGCCAAAUUCAGGAAUGAGGAACUGCAGCAGACCCACUACAGUGGCAUUUUCGAUGCCUUCUCCCAGAUCAUUGCUAAUGAGGGAGUGGGCACUCUGUGGAACGGGACACUGCCCUCCCUGGUGCUGGUCCUUAACCCUGCAGUCCAGUUCAUGUUCUACGAGGCCAUGAAAAGGAGGGCAGGACAAGGGGGCAGAAGGAUUUCUUCCAUGGAGAUAUUUCUCAUUGGAGCCAUUGCUAAGGCAAUUGCAACAUCAGCAACCUAUCCACUUCAGACUGUCCAGGCCAUCCUAAGGUUUGGCCAGUACAAAGCAGAGGGCAAAGGAGGCUUGCUUGGAAGUCUUCAUAAUGUGAUGCAUCUGCUGAUGGACAGAAUCAAGAGACAUGGAGUCUGGGGUCUCUACAAAGGUCUGGAAGCGAAGCUGCUUCAGACAGUGCUAACUGCUGCCCUCAUGUUCGUUGUGUACGAGAAAAUCAUGACCGCAACCUUCAAGGUUAUGGGCCUUAACAAGAAACUGAAGCAAUGAUGAUCUCUCACCCAUGUGCUCUCUUAAAAACUAACCACUGGCAGGCUGUUUUCUCUCCACUACCUCUUCCUUUCUGUAAGAUCUCACUUUGCCUCGGGACUAGUUAUUGCUUCAUCCUCAUUGGUGACCGCAGUCACGCAAUUCACUGUUGACCAGGGUGAGUGAGAUGCUUUCUUGAAUGUUAUUUCCUAAUGGGCAUAACAUUAUUAACACCUGUCAUAUUUGAUUUAUAAUAUUUAAAAGAUGCUCUAUCUGACUAAGUGCCAGUGAGAAUUUAGUAAUUGGUGCCUCUUACGAAAUAAUCCUAAUCUGAUGACCGUAACAGCAUAGUUUACUAAAAGGAAAAUUAUUGUGUGGGGGGUAAUUUGAAUUAGGUCAGCAUGGAGCUAAGCCGGGUUGGUGGGGGCUGUUUGUUGUGUUUUUGGCACAGGGCUUAAACAAAGAAUAGGGAGUUUAUAGGAAGUGUGUGAGGGGUCAGAGAUUUUUUUCCAACGGUACUAACUUGGCCAUAACAUUGCUUUGUGUCUUAACACAUCAACAUGUGAAGGUCUAUACAGCCUAUCAGCUACAAUUUUAGAGAUAUUGCUAUCUUACAACCACACAGUGACCGUUAUCAUUUCCUCACUGAAUCACUUCCUCAUUGAUGAUCUGAUCUAGAGAUAGUCUAAUAAUUAACAAGUGAUCAUACAGAGCUUUGUCUUUCUUGUCUACAGCUAAUCAACCAUUUAUGGUGAUAAUUAAUAGAAAGAGGACAAUAUGAUGCAAUAUGACAAAUUAGACAGUGGUCAAUAUGAGUUCCAUUCCAACUAAAAAACAAAACAAAGUUGCGUCCCUAUAAGCACAGCCUUUCACACAGUUGUUAGGAUGAUUGCAACUGUUUGUGCAGUUAAUAUUGUACUACAAUGGUGCAGUUCCGCUGAAUCCAUCUAGAUCGAGAUGAGGCAAACUAGGACUUAGUUUCAGUUUAUACUGCUGGGACUGCCAACCCUUUUUACGAAACUCUUGUGGACAGGUUUUCUUGUCUGUUCUUCUGCAAAGGACAGAAUAAAGGUUGAAUUUUGCGGUCGACCCCAGAAACCAAUGCUGUUUUUCCUCUCCAUUUUAUAGCAAUCACAGUAAAUGUGAUGGAUAUUCAUGUUUCAUCAAGAUGAAGGAUGAUCAUGUUUCAUCAAGAUUCCAUUGGAAUUAUAUAAAAAAAAAGAGAGAAAUAAACCAAUUAGCUAGUCGAACUCUGGUCUGAAGAAAAUGCUAGAAAGAGUUAAUGUUAACUGGAUUGCAGUUAUGUUCUUGUAUAAUAGUAGACUGGCCUCUAAACUGUCUAAACUGAUUGAAUAAGAGAUUAGAGAUUAAAUAAGACAGUGGUUAAAGCAACUGAAUGUGCAAUUUCAUUAUGCAUUAAAAUGGUAGUUUGAUUCAACUCUAACAUAAAAUUGGGCAAAUGUGACUGAAAACGGCUAUGUCUGUUAAUGUACUGACAGAACAAGAAAGGAACAAGAUUUUGCCGAAAGGGUUUGAAAUAGUAGGUGGUGAGAUUCAUAAGCUCUGUGCAGGAUCAGAACUCGAUAACAGUUCCACUCUAUGCAGCAUUAUAGAAUUAGUCCAUUUUACAGACACAAUAGCAAAUAUGCAAUACUUACUGUGAUCAUGAUGGGCGACUUAAGAAGCCAUAUUACACUCUUCAGAAUCAUCUAGAUUUAUGCUUCCUUUAAAUGUCUUAAAAAGUGCCUCAAUACCAGGUGAUGACCAGGGAAGAGCACUGUGUUCGCACUGGGGUGGCCCAUGUACCCAAAUUAAUGUUUGUUUUUAGUGCAACUUGAUCACUGGAAUUGUUGGUCAUUUUAACCCGUCUUAUUCUCAAUGUGAGUACAUUUAAGAAAGUGUUAUCUUUGCCAGUGUUGAUACAGCAUACAGGGGUAUUUAUCCAGAGGGUGAGUAGUUGGAUAAGAAAUGCAUGUGUCUUGUGUUACUAUAAAGGUAGACUCAGGGUGUCAUUGUUGUACAUGUACGGACACAUCAGAACUGUAACAUAUACAUCUUGUCAUUCUACUUAAGAGGGCGGCAUCUUUGUCUGAAUGUGUUGUACUUUUUUGCCAAUGAAAAUAACAAACAACAAAGCUUAAUAUCUGUUAAUUUAAAUGAUUCUGUCUUUGGUCUUCCAUUGUGUGUUUCUGACUGCUCCUCUCGUGUGUCACUACUGAUGUUUUGGCACUCUGUCAAACGAUUUUGUUGUAAGCAUAACCGUCUGGGUCAUUCUGUAACCUUUUGUAAUUUGUAACAUUUGUAUAAUUUAUGAUCGUUUACAGUACUGUUUACAUCAGUGGUUCUCAACUGGUCUGGCUUUGGGACCCACAAUGUUCAUAAAGUCGCGACCCAUAUAUUGUAGCGUUCAAGCCAAUGGAUAUUGUGAGCUACAUGGUAAGCGAAGUGCCUGUAGGCCUACUUGUUUGGAACAUGCGCAUGUUUGGCAUUAGCCUACAUUUGUGAAGUCUUCAACUCUUGGAUGUCACCUUUCAAAGUACUCGACAGGUAUCACUUUGACAGGGGUGCCUUGUUUCCAUGUGGCAUUUUAGUUUUGAUGGUUUCAUGCCCUCAUGUGCCAGCCAUCUACUGCACACCACACAAUGGGAUUUUUUGUCCUAUUUUGUCCUCAGUUUAAGUGAAUCCAUAUCCGAGCCUACUGUAGGCUACUUCAAAUAUUCAGAGUAGCAGCCUACUUGCGUUUACCACUAAAAUUAUGUCUAACAUGACCUGUCACAUAAACAUUGUCUAUGUCCAUGGCAAUGACUGAUAUGUAGGCUACGAAUAAAGUUUAUCAAAAUAAAAGGUCCAAUAUUAGAUCUGAUAAGGUAGCA